AACUGCGGACUGUCGGUAACGAGUCCAUAGAGAGUUGCUACUUGAUCCUUUUUACAUUCACUUCAUCACUCGCUUGUGCUUUUGCGUACUUCUACAUUCGUUUUCCUUCAUUGAAACGUUGAGGAUCCCUUCAUUCAGAGUUCACAAAGAAACUCAGGAAGAGAUAUUUCAGGUCAACAGUCAACCAAUAUGGGAUCCAUAUCAGCUCCAGACUCCAAGGUCUACGCUCUCAUUAUCUACGACGACGCCUACGUCCACCCCAUCCUCCUCGCGGCUCUGAGAAAGCGCCUCCCACCCUCCUCCUACGAGCUCAUCACCAGCCUGGACCAACUCCCCUCACCCACCUCCAACCUCCUGCAAUGGCUGCAAUACGAAGAAAUCGAUUUCCAGCACCACCUGUCCCACCCCGAAACCGCUCUCUGCAACGCUUACAUCAUCCGCAAAGCCCUGAUCCGGAAACAUUACCUCUCCACUACAGUGUCCAACUGGAUUACAAAACACCCCGAUUCGCUCCUCCGCAAGCACGUGAAACCCAGCGUGGAAUUCGAAGUCGACUAUGCAGAGUUCCUCGACGAUGCCCUCGUCGAGGCCUACGAGCUGCGGGAGAGUUGGCAGAGAGGCGAAGGGAAGGAAGGGAAGGAUCGCGAGUGGUGGAUCUUGAAGCCGGGGAUGAGCGAGCGGGGCCAGGGGAUUCGAUUGUUUUCUUCCGAGGAGGACCUGACUGAGAUCUUCGAGGCGUGGGAUCCGGAAGACGAUGAAGAAGAGGAGGACGAAGAAGAGCAGGAAGAUGCAACGGCGAGAAGCGACUACGGUGAUGCAGACAAAGAGGAGAAUGAAGGAAACGGCAUCAUCACAUCCCAACUCCGGCACUUCGUCGCCCAACCCUACAUCCACCCGCCUUUGCUACUCACACCCCCUGGUUCCGCGCCCAAUUUCCCGCCCAGAAAAUUCCACAUCAGGACCUACGUCCUCGCCUUCGGCGCGCUCAAAGUCUACGUCUACAAAGAAAUGCUCGCCCUCUUUGCGGCGCGCCCUUACAUCCCACCGUGGGAAUCAUCAAAUGACGAAGAAGCACUGAGAGCCCAUCUAACGAAUACCUGUCUACAAGACACCAGCGAGCGUGAAGGCUCCGUGGGUCUGUUCUGGGAUCUACCCGACGACCUCCCCUCGGGAUGCGCUCCCCAGAAAUCGCCUUGGACAGAGCAAGUCUUCCAGCAGAUUCUUGAUAUCACGUCCGAGACGUUCAGAGCAGCCGCCACGUCCAUGUCGAUUCACUUCCAAACACUACCGAACAGCUUCGAGCUGUUUGGGCUAGACUUCAUGGUGGGUGUGGAGGGAGAUGGAGAACUCAGGACGUAUUUGCUCGAGGUGAAUGCUUUUCCGGACUUUAGGCAGACGGGAAGCGAGUGUAAAAGGGUGGUAGAAGGGCUGAUGGAAGGGGUUGUGGAUGUAGCCGUUAGGCCGUUCUUUGGAAUCGAGGGAAACGAGGAGGCCAGCGAAGGUGCGAGGAAGCUGAUCAAGGUGUUGGAUAUCGACCUUGGACGGAGAUGAGAGCGAAGACGAUUCACAGCAGGAUAUGGCCAUCAGGAGAUUAGAGAGAGUAUGGCUCAAAGGAAGUGAGCCUGAACUGAUUCUCUAGAAAUCGACAAUGAAACCUUCAUCCGUGGUCCGUAAUGUUCGGUUAACCGCCUACAUCAAACACGUGAUGUAAAUCUUGCCUCGGCCAUUGCGGUCCUCAUUUCAAGCUGCGUCUGUCUCGCUGAUUGCGAUGCUGAGGUUUCGGACGCUCCAUUGUUUACUCGAGUCUCUGGUGGGGCAUCGCUCGGAAUGGGCGUAA
Molecule: messenger RNA, 1837 nt
Organism: Westerdykella ornata
Lineage: Eukaryota; Fungi; Ascomycota; Dothideomycetes; Pleosporales; Sporormiaceae
Product: tubulin-tyrosine ligase
Exons: 1
Coding region: 190-1551 (453 amino acids)
Biological process (GO): protein modification process
Cellular component (GO): P-body
Source: RefSeq, a predicted model, not a curated record